This is a messenger RNA of Aspergillus uvarum CBS 121591, 975 nucleotides long. Its product is annotated as GNAT family N-acetyltransferase. The record is from RefSeq and is a predicted model, not a curated record. The transcript has a single exon. Bases 75 to 788 code for a protein of 237 amino acids. Gene Ontology annotation, molecular function: acyltransferase activity, transferring groups other than amino-acyl groups. Lineage: Eukaryota; Fungi; Ascomycota; Eurotiomycetes; Eurotiales; Aspergillaceae.
UUCCGAUCAGCCGAAACCUACACAGACUACCUAUCACCAUCUCCAAUCAAUAUCUUGCACCGGCAACCAUCGAAAUGGCCUCCCCGGAUUUCACCUACACCUUCUUCCGCAUCCCCAAGGACGAGGCCACGAUCCGCGCAUCAGCCGCGCAGUAUCGCGCCCUCCGCCUGGAAGCCCUCCAAGUGUCGCCCGGCUCCUUCUCCUCCACCCAUGCCAUCGAGUCCGCCUUCACCGACGACGACUGGAUAGCCCGCCUCACCGUCCCGGACCGCGAAGUGUUCAUCUGCGCGGCCACCCCAGCCUCCACGACCCCCAGUCCCAGCGGCCCUGAGAAUGCCAGCAGCGGAACGCAAUGGAUCGCCCAGGUCACCCUGCGCGGCCCCACCCCAGCCGACCAGUUCGCCCUACCCGCCGCCGCAAACUCACCCGCACAGCGCCCGGACAGCGAGGAAGAGCGCUGGCAGAUGCUGAGUCUAUUCACCCUCCCUGCCCACCGAGGCCGCGGGCUGGGCGCACAGCUAUGUCAGGCGGCCCUGAACUGGCUGCGGGAGUACCGAGCGAAGCCCAACACGGUGCAGGUGCGGCUGAUCGUCAAGGCGGGGAACGAUGUGACGGUCAACCUGUAUCGAAGGCUGGGGUUCGAGGACGCAGGGCGGGCGACCUUGGUCGAAGCGCUGGUCGCGAAUGGGGAUGACGAGAUGGUGGAGGUAGUGCGGAAGACUCACGGAGCGGUGGUCGAUGAGCAGCGACAAGGGUUGGUGAUGGUCGUGAGGUUGCGGCGCGACUAGGGCGGGCAGACUAUCCUUGAAUCAAACGUUGAGGCAGCAGCAAUAUACCUAACCAUGCUGUUUCAUGCAUAGCGUUGUGUAGCAUUUUAUACGGCAAGAAGCCCUACAGCUGGAAGGGCGGCGACUCCAUGAUGCGGAAAAAGCAGAUGUUGAGAUUAUACCUGUACAUAUCGACAAGACACACAGG